ACAUUACCAGUCUUUUAUUUUAUUUUUUAUUUUAUUUACUUUUCAAAGUGCCUCCUCCGGCCCACAACCUGUGGUCCGAUCCGACCCGACCCCCCUUAUCUUAUCGCAUUCAGUCUCUACCUUUUCAAUUUUCAUCACUAUAAACUUGGUCACAUCAAACUUUAUAGAACUUCCAUUUUCUUCUUUCUUUCUUCAAAUAAUUUUUUUCUUUCUCUCUUUUCGCGUUUAAACUAUCUUUCUUAGUUAAGUUGUAAAUAUUAUUAUUUUUUUCUGAAUAUGAUCAAAUUAUAUAAAAUCAAAUCCAUAUUCACAUUCACUAAAGAUCAAUAAUAUAAAGGAGCUUUUUUUCUUUCUUUCUUUUUUCGUCGAUCUUUAAUAAACCAACGUGAAGAGUACUCUCCCCUCUUUUUUCUCUUUCCCUUUCCCAUUCUAAGAUUCCAAAGACAACCUAACUAAGUGACUAACCAACUUCUCUAAUUCCCCUUUUUUUUUCUUUCUUUCGGACCAUACCGCUCUUCACCCCACCAUCUCCCUUUCUUUCUCAAAUUUCUCUAUAUUAUCUCUCCCAUUCCUCAAACAGCUCAAUUACAAUAACACAUAUAUAUAUAUAUAUAUAUAUAUCUAUCUUCUUAUUAUAAUCCAAUUCCCAAUAUAUAGUUGAUCAUCAUCAUAUAAUUUUCUUUUGUCAAUUUCGAACAAACACUGAUAUAAUUAUACAAAAUGCCAUCAAUGCAGUCUAGCCCAUUCUAUCAAAUGGAAAACCCAGCUAUAAUUUCCCUCCUCCGCCAUGCUCAAGGCAGCGGAGGAGGUGGAAAUAAUACUGACGGAGGAGGAGGAGGCGGUGACAAAAAUAAUGGUGGCGAAAAUCAUAAAAAAGCCAAUAAUAAGCGUUCUUCAACAAAAUCCUCGAGUAUGACCGGAGGGCUGUUUCGAAUAUUCAAGCUAUUCCCGAUGCUAACUUCAGGUUGUAAGAUGGUUGCUCUGUUAGGCAGACCAAGAAGACCAAUGUUAAAAGACAACGCCACUACUGGGACGAUCUUCGGGUACAGAAAAGGACGAGUGAGCCUGGCCAUACAAGAGGACCCUCACUGCAUGCCUGUGUUCGUGAUCGAGCUACCCAUGCAGACAAGCGCUUUCCACAAAGAAAUGCAAGCAGACGACAUAAUACGAAUCGCCUUAGAGAGCGAGACCAAAACCCAUAAGAAAAAGCUCUUCGAGGAAUACGUGUGGGCUGUUUACUGUAACGGUAGAAAGAUGGGUUACUCCAUUAGGAGAAUGAACAUGUCCGAUGACGAGCUCCACGUGAUGCAGACCCUUCGAGGGGUUUCAAUGGGAGCCGGGGUUCUUCCACCUCCUUACGAUCAGAAAGAGGCCGCCGCCGCUGCCGCCUCCGACGGCGAGUUAACUUACAUGCGAGCUAGAUUUGAAAGAGUCGUCGGAUCUAAGGAUUCCGAGGCUUUGUACAUGAUUAAUCCAGAUGGUUCGGCUGGUCCUGAGUUAAGCAUUUUCUUUGUAAGGUCUCACUGAUCAAGCAAUUUAAUUAUAUUAAAUUAUUAUUAAUUACUUUAUAAUUAAGAAUUCGUAUAUAAGAUGAUGAUACAUUCAUAGAUAUAGAUUUAUUGAAUUGGGGUAAAGAUUUGAUGAUUGUUUCGUGAUCAUGAAUAUUUGAUUAUUGUUUUUGUAGGUUAGUUUUCGAUUAUGUAACUUUGACUAAUAAAUUAAGAGAGAGUUUUAGUAUA
Molecule: messenger RNA, 1739 nt
Organism: Cannabis sativa
Lineage: Eukaryota; Viridiplantae; Streptophyta; Magnoliopsida; Rosales; Cannabaceae
Product: protein MIZU-KUSSEI 1
Exons: 1
Coding region: 721-1527 (268 amino acids)
Biological process (GO): hydrotropism
Source: RefSeq, a predicted model, not a curated record